This is a messenger RNA of Macrobrachium nipponense, 1860 nucleotides long. RefSeq lists its product as uncharacterized. The coding region runs from base 168 to 1526 and encodes 452 amino acids. NCBI's taxonomy places the organism in Eukaryota, Metazoa, Arthropoda, Malacostraca, Decapoda, Palaemonidae. The record is from RefSeq and is a predicted model, not a curated record. The transcript has 7 exons.
GUUUAGUUAACCCGCCAGUCUGACGGCGACCGCACCUGUCAAGGUCGUCACAUAGAGACGGAAAGAAACAGAGAGAGAGAGAGACAGAACCGAAGGAUUUUGUGCCGCUGUUCGCUGCUAUUAGACUGCUACGAAGUUGGGACCUAUUAGGUGGGGUGAGGUGGAGGAUGCGGCUUCAUAUAGCGAUCGCCUUGACGGCGCUCUCCCUCGCCGGAGUUUCGUCCGAAUAUGCCGAAGGGAGACUGAUCUCGGGCUGGCUCAGCGGGGAAUCCUAUCCAGAUAUACAGCCAGGACACGCCCCUGCUCGCUCAUCCGUCGAACCCGUCGAGAAGGAAGUGCUGCAGGAGGAAGGACGCAGAAGGACUGACAAGAAAACCAAAGUUGAGGUUUCUGUCCAUCCCUCGCACGAGCAGAGCGGCAUCGGCAGUGAUCUUGGACAGAUAACGCCCAUCGUAUCACUACCCGUACCAGCUCCUCUCCCUCUACCCGCCCCAUUGCCGCCCAUUGGCGGGGGUGGCCUCAAGCCCACAGGAGGCUCUAUUGGCGGCGGUGGACUGGGUGGGCUUGGGCUGGGGCUUAAGCCCGGCGGUGGCGGCAUCCUAGGUCACGGCGGCGCUGAAGGAGGCGGAAGUCAGCCAGGAUGGGGCUGGGGAUGGAUAUCAGACAUCAUGAAGGGACCAUCAUGGGGAUCCGGCUGGUCGGGACUCUUUCCAGGACAGGGAAUUAGCGGAGGUCCUGGAACCGGAAUUGGUAAUAAACCUAGUGGUGGCUCAUAUUUUGGCAACAAGGGCAGACCCAGUGGCACUGGACACCACGAAGACAACGACGGUAUCGUCUCCGUGUCUUACGGCAAACCACCUCCCGAACAUUACGACACACACGGCCCGGGCAUCUUCAACCCUUUCGCAGGCUGGCUGUACCCAGACCCCGGCUACGGCAAUCCGAAGGGAGGAGUACCAAGUCAGACCUUAGACUCUCCUACCACCUCGGAGGUCUUGGUCGUCAGGUAUCCCGAGUUCAUCAAGACCAUCGGGAAAGGAAUCAGCCAGAUGACGAACGCCGUGAAGAACCUCGGGGAGGGCUUCUCUGAGUCCAUAACGAAAGGAAUCCACGACGCCAGCGCCGGCAUCGGCAGCGGCGUCUACUCGAUCAUCCCGCUGGAGGAGGUAGGCAACGAGUACCAGGACAAAGGGAACCAAAACUACCCUAACAAGGGUGGCUUCGGCGGUCCCUUGGGCGGACUUGGACUUGGAGGCGGAUUUGGAGGCAAACCUGGUUUGGGCGGUGCGGGUGGCAAGCCUGGUUUAGGUCACGGUGGAAGCAGCGGACCAGUGUCCACUGUCUACUUCGAUAAGCACCCCAGCGUCCCAGCAGGCGGCUUCGGUUCAUGGUUCCCCAAACCUAGCUCCUGGUUCAGCUCCGCUUACAUAGAUCCCGACACAACGUCCACCGUUUACGUCGACAAAGGCUCCUCGGGUCUUGGCAACAAAGGCUCCUCAGGUCUUAGCCACAAAGGCCACCAUUAAUGGUCACGAAGAAGAAGCUGCGGAAGAGAUUAGUUAAGGACUUGAAGUUCCGGCGAAGAGAAGUGCAAAAGAAGUUAAGUACGGCUGUGAAGAUUUGCAGAUGGUAUACGUUGUCCAACUUCAGGCAAAACUUCACGGAAAACGAGAGACCGAGAGAGGAAGAACGCUCAAAAUGAAUACAAUCUCCCCUUCGGCUGGUCCGAAGAGGCUUAAACAAGAAUUACUUUUAGCAUUUGACUGGGUCUACAGAUUCUGGUAAUCGGGCCAGUUAACUUAGCAGUAAUUAAAAAUAGUCACUUAUUGCUAGCUCAAUUAUGGCUCUCUUUUAUUUCUU